AUGACGAAAACAACAACAACAUCUGACAGCAGCGGCAUGGUGCCUCCUGUACUGCCAUCGGGGUCCAAUAAUAAAUCAAAGCAGUUUUCAGAUUCCAGAUUUCGUUAUAUCGGGGAAGAAAAUUCCAAAUUGAUGAACGAAGAUAAAAUGAAUUUAACGUCAUUGUUCCAGUUGCGGCGGCCGUCAUCUAAUGUCGACAGCAAGCAUGAAUAUGAUUCAAAGAUGAUGACAACAACAACAUCUGACAGCGGCAUGGUGGUGUCCCCGUCUGUACUGCCAUCGGGGUCUAAUAAAUCAAAGCAAUCGCAGGUUGGAGGAGAUUCCAGAUUUCCUUAUACUGUGGAAGAAAAUUCCAAAUUGAUGGACGAAGAUAAAAUGAAUUUGACGUCAUUGUUCCAGUUGCCGUCGUCUAGUGACAGUAUUAAGCAAGUCUCUGAAACAGCAAACACAGAUGACCAAGAUGAUGAAGAGGACAACCUUACGCUCAUCGAGAGAAAGGAAAAACUUGAAGAGGACAACCUUACGCUCGCCGAGAGAAAGGAAAAACUUGAAGCUGCUUCUGCAUUGGGUAGGAUAUCCAAAACUAAAAUAGCAGCAAAAAAGGUGACUUCUUCUUCACUCAAGUGUGCAUCAAAGAAAAUAAUAAAGAGCAGGUCUAAGUCGACGAAUUUACACCUCAAUUCUGGUGCCGGAAAGAAAUGGACUACUUUUGCACACAACGGUAUUGUAUUACCACCUCCAUACAAGCCGCACGGAGUGAAGAUGCUCUACAAUGGAGAACAGGUUGAAUUGACUCCCGAACAGGAGGAGGUUGCGACCAUGUUUGCAGUCAUGAAAGACACGGAGUUUGCUGCGAAACCAAAGUUUAUAGAAAACUUCAUGAAUGAUUGGAGAGUCAUACUUGGGAAAGAACACGUUAUCAAAAAAUUCCAUCUGUGUGAUUUCACUCCAAUCUACGAUUGGCAUCAGAAUGAGAAAGACAAGAAAAAACAGUUGAGCGCACUAGAAAGAAAAGCCUUGAAAGAAGAAAAGCUGAAGGAGGAUGAGAGGUACAUGUGGGCUUUUGUCGAUGGCAAAAAAGAGAAGGUUGGAAAUUUUAGAGUCGAACCACCAGGGCUUUUCCGCGGCCGUGGGGAGCAUCCUAAGAUGGGAAAGCUGAAACGUAGAAUUCGUCCAGACGAGAUUACAAUAAAUAUAGGAAAAGGUGAACCUGUUCCAGAAUGUCCAAUCCCUAAUGAAAGGUGGAAAGAAGUGAAGCAUGACAAUACUGUUACCUGGUUAGCAUUUUGGAAAAAUCCAAUUGAUCCGAAAGCAUUCAAGUACGUCUUUUUAGACGAUACUAGCUCAUGGAAAGGCCAAAGUGACAAGGACAAAUAUGAGAAAGCAAGGCUACUCAAGGACUACAUACUCGAUAUAAGAGCAAAUUAUAGAAAGGACUUUAGGAACAAAGAUCUAAUGAAGCAACAAAUUUCCGUGGCUGCUUACCUUAUUGAUAUGUUGGCCCUCAGGGCCGGGAACGAGAAGGAUGACGAUGAAGCUGACACAGUUGGUUGUUGUACAUUGAAAGUUGAGAAUGUCAGCUUAGUGCCUCAGACAAACAAGUUAGAGAUCAACUUCCUUGGAAAAGAUUCGAUUAAAUAUGAAAACACUGUUGAAGUCGACCCUCUUGUUUAUAAAGCAAUUGGAGAGUUUAAAAAGGGAAAAAAUACCGGCGAGGAGCUUUUUGAUAAGCUAGAUACAUAUAAACUCAAUGCUCAUCUCAAGGAGCUCAUGCCGGGCCUCACAGCAAAAGUUUUCCGCACAUACAAUGCAUCUAUCACUUUGGAUAAGCUGCUGAACAGUGAAAUCAUGAAUCGCAAUGUUGCAGAAAAAGUUGUUGUUUAUAAUCGUGCAAACAAAGAGGUUGCUAAGUUAUGUAAUCACCAACGAUCCGAGCCAAAGUCGCAUGGCGCACAAAUGCUAAAGUUAAGAGACAAUAUUGUUAAGUUGAAGGGUGUAUUAGAUGGACUGGAAACCAAUUUGCACAGGGUGAGAAAAGGGAAAGCUCCACUGCAGCUUGAUGCUGAUGAUGGGAAACCAAAGAAGAAUUUUACCCCCGAAAUAUUGCAGAGGAAGAUUAAGCUGACACUUGACAAGAUUGAGAAGACCGAACGGGAUAUGGAUUUAAAGAAGGAACUAAAAACUACUGCGUUAGGCACAUCUAAGACUAAUUAUCUUGAUCCUAGAAUCUCAGUUGCUUGGUGUAAGCGCCAUGAAGUCCCAAUUGAGAAGAUAUUCAACAAGUCGCUUCUGGCAAAGUUUGCUUGGGCAAUGGAUGUUGAUCCUAGCUUCAGAUUUUGA
Messenger RNA from Papaver somniferum (opium poppy), 2340 nucleotides. Its product is annotated as DNA topoisomerase 1 beta-like. The transcript has 7 exons. Bases 1 to 2340 code for a protein of 779 amino acids. Gene Ontology annotation, biological process: chromosome segregation; DNA topological change; DNA replication. The record is from RefSeq and is a predicted model, not a curated record. Gene Ontology annotation, molecular function: DNA binding; DNA topoisomerase type I (single strand cut, ATP-independent) activity. Gene Ontology annotation, cellular component: nucleolus; chromosome. NCBI's taxonomy places the organism in Eukaryota, Viridiplantae, Streptophyta, Magnoliopsida, Ranunculales, Papaveraceae.